CCAAAAGUCAUCUCUCUAUGGUACUAGGCCAAGCGCAUUAGUAAGCAAAUGUUGUGUAAAGUCAUCAGUUUUACGAACCGACGCUACCGGUGGUGUUUGAUGAAAUUUAAUAAAAGAUGUUUAAACGCGCUACAUUGUUAUUCGUGGUCGAACAGAACUAAUAGCACACAUUUAACCAAAGGUUUCAGUGAUUUCAUUAAAACUACGCUUGACAGAAGAAGAUCAACGUUUUAAUCGUAUUUUGACACAAUGGUUGAGGAUCCUAAAGCUUGCGUCCUGCAAUGGACUGGCCAUGCAGGAUAUGUUACAGAGAAAUUUAGUGAACUGUUCGCACGUCAAGCUCUUGUUGAUGUUACACUCGUCUGCGAAGAACAGAAACUUCGUGUUCACAAAAUGGUUUUAGCAUCGAAUAGUACAUAUUUCGAGGAAAUUCUACAGCAAGACUUGGGCCAGGAACCAAUUAUAUUUCUUAAAGAUCUAAACUUUGAAAUCUUGAAGGCCAUGGUCGAAUUCAUGUACUGUGGAGAAACUACAAUUCCUCGUCAAUUAUUAUCACCUUUAUUAACUGCUACAAAAACUUUUAAGGUUAAAGAGUUGGCGACCGUGGUCAAUGCCAUGAUGACUUCCAGUGUAACGAAUAUUGAUGGUAAUACAAACACAGAGAAAAAGGUUACUAAAUCAAAGAUUAGAAAUAAUGAAUCUAGUAAUACAGAUUACGUACGCGUAAAGUGUGAUGAACUUGUCGAAAACGAGUGUUUUUUACUUUGUAAUGAAAACAGUAGUGAUGUUUAUUCAAGUGAAAACCGAUUUUUGGAAAGUAAUGUUAUCGUUGAUACUCCCGAACAAGAAUUAGAGCAUAUGUUGUACGAGGAUUCGCAGGAUCUUGAUACUAGCGCAGAACAAACCGAUGCACCAUUUUUGGUCGAGUUAUCGAGUUCUGACAAUUUGAUAGAAAGCCGUAGCUUGACUCCAUCAAAAAAUUGUGAAACGAAAGAAGUAUCGAACAAGUGCUCUGAGAAUAGUAUAAUAAGUCGUGAUUUAAUAUGUACAAAUGAUGCAUUAAAACCUAUUUUGUAUGAACAAUGCUGUGAUCUCUCCGAUAUAGAUGAAUGCGAAGAAAGUUCUAUGUCUCUGUCGCAAACUUGCCUUCAGCAAAUCGAAAAAGACUUUGCGCAAUAUAACUUCGAAGGUAUCGAUGUUCCUGGUAAAGUAGGAAAGUGCAUUAAAGUUUACACGCAUAAAAGGCGUAAAUCUAUAGAUGAAAUGAAACCUAAACUUACGGAUGUAAAUAAUAUCAUACAAAGUCCACCAUCUACCGAUUGUAUAGAUUUGUUAGAUGAACCGUCCACCGAUGAUAUACCAGUUACACUUCUAACCUCAUUAGAUAUGGAAAGUGCCGAAUACAUUAUAAGUUUAAGCACCGAAAACAUUCAGUCCAUAGUGGGAGCUAAAUUAAGUGAACAAAAUACAAUAAAUACGUGUAAGGGAAUCGAACGUAUUAUUGGAUACGAUGAUCAGAAAGGUGCGACAAAUAAAAAGGAAUUGAACGUAGAAAAUUCUGGGGGUUCCAAUUGCAUGAAACCGAUAUUACGAAGAAGUCUGCGAUUGAACCAUCAGGAAACAGAGGAAAUUGUAAAUAACAAUGAUACUGUUAAAGAACAUCAUGGAAGAGAGAGACAUUUUAAAAAAUCCGGUUCCCUGAACAAGAUGGAGUUAUGUGCCAAACGGAAACGUAAAAUAAAGGACGCCGAUCAUAAAGUUCCGGAACAAAGUAUUAAUAAUAUAAUGCAGGCCAAUAAGAAAACGUUUAAUACCUCUCGUAAGAAUACUGCAAAAUUGAUCGUGAAAAAGAACAGCAAGCCUACGUAUACGAUAUCUAGCAAAGAGAAAGACGAUCAAACGGUCAAGAUAACGAAUAGAUUGAAAUGUGACGUAUCGGGAACAACGGUGGAGGACUCUAUUUUCACGUCGCUCAAAACAAACACCAUAGAGCAUAUAAAUCGUGCGUUAUGGGGGGAUAUGUCGGAUUUUCCAGAGGACUACGAAAAUAGAAUGAAUUUAUUGGAAUACACGCCGAAUACGGAAAUCCCAUUUGCUGUCGGAUUGUUGCCUCUGCGUACUGCUCUGGAAAAAAUGCAGGCAACGCCAGAUUAUCAGCCCCGUAAAACCCGUUCGUCGGUGGCUCCGAUAAGGCAGGAUAAUUGUACCUUUAAAAGAAAGAGCUAUACAAAUUCGGAGAAAGUUACUGUCGCUAAAAAGCAGAAUAGUUGUAACGGCUAUGCGAAAGAGAACGCGAAAACAGUUUGCCAUAUUGAAAUUAGAACGGCGCCGUCGCAAUACAUACGAAAUCGUAAAAAAUAUUUCACAACGGGCGUUGCCUCGUUGGAAACGGCUAUUAUGAAUAAGCAAUGACAAAUAUUCUAUAUUUUGUACAAAGGGGAAUAUAUAGUUAAGAUCAAUGACUCGAGAGUUUGUCCCUUGAUUUCUGAAAGAAUUCAAGAUAUAUUUUUUUUAUUUCUUUGGAUGUAUAAUUUGCAUUGAUAUCGAGUACGUCUGUACGUGUAUCGAACGCUAUCACAAAAAUAAACGCAAGUUCCUUCUGUCGGGGGAAAAAAAUAUUAAUAUAAAAUGGUUAUAGAAUAAUGAUACUUUUAUGUUUGUUACGAUUUUAUAUCGAAAACUGAAAAUUAUUUAAAUAGUGAAUAUAGUAUUAUAGUGUUUUGUACAGUGAUGAAAUUCUUUUGUAAAUUAAUUGCGAAUCGAACGCAACUGAAUUCUCCGAUGAAAAUAUUUUUUUAACGCACGAGUGUUAUAUUUGAUGCACGUAUGGAUCAAAAUCUAGAUGUAUGUACGUACACGCGCGCAACGAUUCACAUUUUUUUUUCAAAGUAGAUUCCUUGUUGGUAAUAUUGUGUACAUCUGCAUGAAAAUUUUUAAUUACCUUUAUUAAAAAUUAUACACGUGUCGUUUAUAAUAAUGUAAAUAUCCCAAUAUUAUAUUUCACGGGUUGUUAUCGGAUAACUUUAAGGAUCCUUCUAUAUUUUAUAUGAUUUAUUUAUCAUUUGUAUUAACAUUGUACUCUUUACUACGUUACGGCAACAAGUAAAUGAAAUUGUAAUAACACCGGUGUAAUAACUUUUAUACUAACAGCAAUCACUGUGAAACUAUAAAGUUACAAAUAUAUAUACUAUUGUAUUUUUUAUAUUCCAUAUAUUUCAAAAUUGUUCUAUAUAUUCAUUCGCAGUAUUUUUAAAAAAUG
This is a messenger RNA of Colletes gigas, 3259 nucleotides long. RefSeq lists its product as uncharacterized. The coding region runs from base 250 to 2412 and encodes 720 amino acids. NCBI's taxonomy places the organism in Eukaryota, Metazoa, Arthropoda, Insecta, Hymenoptera, Colletidae. Gene Ontology annotation, biological process: regulation of transcription by RNA polymerase II. The transcript has 5 exons. The record is from RefSeq and is a predicted model, not a curated record. Gene Ontology annotation, cellular component: nucleus. Gene Ontology annotation, molecular function: protein binding.